AUGUCGGAGAGUGAACUCGCCCCCAAGUUCGCUCCCUUCUUUUCCUUUGCUGGCAUUGCCGCUGCAAUGAUCUUCGGGUCAGCAGGAGCAGCUUAUGGCACAGCAAAGUCAGGCAUCGGUAUCGCCGGUGUGGGAACCUUCAGGUCUGACCUGAUUAUGAAGUCCCUUAUCCCCGUCGUCAUGUCCGGUAUCAUCGCAGUCUACGGUCUCGUUAUCGCAGUUCUCAUUGCCCAAGCUGUGGGCCCCGACACCAACAUGAGUUUGUACACGGGAUUCAUGCACCUCGCUGCUGGCACAUCCGUCGGACUUACAGGUGUGGCUGCUGGUUAUACGAUUGGAAUUGUGGGCGAUGCUGGUGUUCGAGCAUACAUGCAACAGUCUCGGGUUUACGUGGGAAUGAUUCUGAUUCUGAUUUUCGGUGAAGUACUUGGACUUUAUGGCUUGAUUGUUGGCUUGAUCCUGAACUCGAAGUCUUGA
Messenger RNA from Penicillium antarcticum, 477 nucleotides. Its product is annotated as V-type proton ATPase proteolipid subunit. The transcript has 8 exons. The record is from RefSeq and is a predicted model, not a curated record. Gene Ontology annotation, biological process: proton transmembrane transport. NCBI's taxonomy places the organism in Eukaryota, Fungi, Ascomycota, Eurotiomycetes, Eurotiales, Aspergillaceae. Gene Ontology annotation, molecular function: proton-transporting ATPase activity, rotational mechanism. Gene Ontology annotation, cellular component: proton-transporting V-type ATPase, V0 domain. The coding region runs from base 1 to 477 and encodes 158 amino acids.